UGGCAGAAGGGAACACAUGCGAUCGGCAGUCUAUGCUUCGGUAAAGUGGUCCGCGACCGAUUAACUCUAGAAGCGACGGUUCAGGAAUUUGGAUCCCCCCCCCUACCACCACCUCCUUCUCCUCUUAUGUAUAUAUACCACAAAUCCCUGAUGUAGCUGAGGUAGUUUGCCUCGGGCUUGGGAGUAUAAAUCAGCCUUCUUAAGUGAGCGGCAGCCUCGCCAUUCGCCCGAUGGGUCAGAGUUAAAUCGCGGGGUGGACUUCGACUCUACGGACGGGACGGACCGGCAGCUCACACGUCAGUCAGCGCGGCGCAGUGCAGUGUUGCCCCGAGUGAACCGGCCAGGCUCCUGGCGGGCAGACUGGCCCCACGUUUGUCGGGUACUGGGAUUACCUAGGAGCCCUCGAACGGACUGUUCUGGCAGUAAUGGCCGGGGUAUUUGACAUCGACUUGGAGACGGAAGAACUGAGCGACACAGACGAGGUGGACCUGAACGGGGAGGAAGUCUGUGACUUCUCAGGGCUGGAGUCCAAUUUAGAUGGACCAUGUGAGGAGAUCGAGAUCUCGUCGGAUAAUGUGAACCAGGGUCCAGAGCGGGUGGGCGCUGAGUGCUUCGAGCUCCUGCGCGUAUUGGGAAAGGGUGGCUAUGGGAAGGUAUUUCAGGUAAGGAAGGUGCAGGGGAUGCACUCUGGCAAGAUCUUCGCCAUGAAAGUCCUCCGAAAGGCCAAGAUCGUCUGCAAUGCAAAGGACACUGCCCACACCAAGGCAGAACGCAACAUCUUGGAAGCUGUGAAGCACCCAUUCAUCGUAGACCUAAUGUAUGCCUUCCAGACCGGUGGGAAGCUGUAUCUUAUUCUGGAGUGCCUUAGUGGAGGAGAACUGUUCAUGCAGCUGGAAAGAGAAGGAAUCUUCAUGGAAGACAUGGCCAGUUUCUACCUUGGAGAAAUCACUCUGGCCUUGGGACAUUUGCAUUCAAAUGGGAUAAUCUAUCGGGACCUGAAGCCUGAGAAUAUUAUGCUGAACCAGUAUGGUCACAUUAAGCUAACAGACUUCGGACUUUGUAAGGAGUCGAUUCAUGAUGGCGCAGUCACUCAUACAUUCUGCGGGACCAUUGAGUACAUGGCUCCAGAGAUCUUGACGCGGAGUGGUCACAAUCGUGCUGUUGACUGGUGGAGCCUAGGGGCCCUCAUGUAUGACAUGUUGACCGGCUCGCCCCCAUUUACAGCAGAGAACAGGAAGAAGACCAUCGACAAGAUCCUCAAGUGUAAGCUGAUUCUGCCUCCAUAUCUGACUCAGGAUGCCAGGGACCUGUUGAAAAAGCUGCUUAAGAAAAGCCCAUCCCAGAGACUCGGCUCAGGACCAGGGGACUGUCUUGAUAUACAGAAACACCCAUUCUUCCGGCACACCAAUUGGGAGGAUCUGUUAGCGCGGAAAGUGGAGCCUCCAUAUAAACCAUGCCUGCAAUCUGAUGAAGAUGUCAGCCAAUUUGACACGCGGUUUACCCGGCAGACACCGGUGGACAGUCCAGACGAUUCGGCCCUCAGUGAGAGUGCUGACCAGGUGUUUGUGGGUUUCACCUACGUUGCUCCUUCAGUUUUGGAGAGCCUAAAGGAAGGUUUUUCUUUUGAGCCCAAGCUUCGCUCCCCUCGUCGACUCAACAGCAGCCCCCGCACCCCAAUCAGCCCGGUGAAGUUCACCCUGAAUGAACCUUUCAAAGUCAGCGCUGAACCCGUGGAGAAGAUGGACACCAGUGCCUCACAGCCUAUCCGAACACCCGGCCGAUCGAAAAAGAAGGGUGGCAAGGGUGGCAAAUAAGUGGGAGGAGACUCAGAUCACCUGAAUGUACUUCUAGGACUGUGCAGUGGAGGAGGGUGGACACCACUUAAACCUCUGUCCUCUCCCCAAUAACGUCUCCUCCCUCCUCCAGUGCCAAGUGGCAGACGUUUCUGCACAAAUAAAUGUAACAUUGAAGCCUUCCUUACCCAUCUGC
Messenger RNA from Erpetoichthys calabaricus (reedfish), 1989 nucleotides. RefSeq names its product ribosomal protein S6 kinase beta-2-like. Gene Ontology annotation, biological process: signal transduction; protein phosphorylation. The coding region runs from base 426 to 1814 and encodes 462 amino acids. Gene Ontology annotation, molecular function: ATP binding; protein serine/threonine kinase activity. The transcript is spliced from 15 exons. The record is from RefSeq and is a predicted model, not a curated record. NCBI's taxonomy places the organism in Eukaryota, Metazoa, Chordata, Cladistia, Polypteriformes, Polypteridae.